This is a messenger RNA of Lycium ferocissimum, 213 nucleotides long. RefSeq names its product ATP synthase subunit 9, mitochondrial. Lineage: Eukaryota; Viridiplantae; Streptophyta; Magnoliopsida; Solanales; Solanaceae. Bases 1 to 213 code for a protein of 70 amino acids. Gene Ontology annotation, biological process: proton motive force-driven ATP synthesis; proton transmembrane transport. The transcript has a single exon. Gene Ontology annotation, molecular function: proton transmembrane transporter activity. The record is from RefSeq and is a predicted model, not a curated record.
AUGUUAGAAGGUGCAAAAUCAAUAGGUGCAGGAGCUGCUACAAUUGCUUCAGCGGGAGCUGCUAUCGGUAUUGGAAACGUCUUCAGUUCUUUGAUCCAUUCUGUGGCGCGAAAUCCAUCAUUGGCUAAACAAUCAUUUGGUUAUGCCAAUGAUGGCCUUUUUGAUCUUAUUCGUAUUCUGAUCGAAGAAAGAAGGUUUCAUUCAGUCUCAUAA